Messenger RNA from Aspergillus fumigatus Af293, 1152 nucleotides. The record is from RefSeq and is a predicted model, not a curated record. Lineage: Eukaryota; Fungi; Ascomycota; Eurotiomycetes; Eurotiales; Aspergillaceae.
AUGCUUUCUGCCCGCGGGGAAACAUAUGCCAAGGCCGGCUUGGCAAACAGCUACCUUGAGGCCCUCAAGACCCCCUACAACAAAGACAACAAGCAGGGAGUUGUGUCUUUCCGUAAUGCAGAGAAUGUACUCAGCCACAUACUCCUCCUUGUAGCAUCCAGACUAGACCACUCGGACCUCACCUACCAUGAAGGCCCUUUUGGCUCAAGACGUCUCCGAGCAGCCAUGGCCAAUCACAUAACUACAUACUUCCACCCCGCUACGCCAAUCUCGCCUGAUCACAUCAUUUUCGCAAACGGUGUGACGAGCCUAAACGCGCUCUGUGCCCUUAGUUUAACGGACCCCGGCGACGGGAUUCUCCUAGGCCAACCCAUCUACGGCUCCUUCAACGGAGAUCUCCGCGUGCCCUCCGGCUGCCAAUUGAUCUACACCUCCUUCCACGGGGACGAUCAAUUCAGCCCAGACGCAGUGACUCGGUACGAGGAGGCCUUCCUGCAAGCACGAGAGACCGGGGUAACAGCCCGGGCCCUCCUAAUCUGCAACCCGCACAAUCCGCUCGGCAGAUGUUAUCCGCGCGAGACCUUAGAGGCGCUACUGCAGUUCUGUCAGAAGUAUCAGCUCCAUCUCAUCAGCGACGAGGUGUACGCGUUGUCGGUGUACGAUGAUGCUGACUCGACCGAUGGCUUUGUUUCUGUUUUGUCGAUCGAUCCUGUCCCACUCGGGGUUGAUCCAGCCUUGAUACACGUGCUGUACGGCAUGUCGAAAGAUUUCGCGGCGUCGGGGUUACGGCUGGGAUGCUUGAUUAGCCGGAAUAAGAGGUUCCUCCAGGCGGUUUUGUCGAUGAGUAUUGCCGCUGCUGUUCUCGAGGAUCAAGGCUUUGUGGAGUCCUUUCUUCAGAAAAGCCGCCGGUUACUUCGCUCGCAGCGGGAUCUGGCAGCACGAGCCUUGGACGAGGCGGGGAUUCCUUAUGCACAGGGCGCGAUCGUCACCAGUCAAGACGGAUGGGCUGCAGAGUUGGCUCUGUCCCGCCAGCUGCAACAGAUUGGGGUGGAGAUGUCGACUGGCUAUGCAUACCACAAUGAAGUGCCUGGUUGGUUCCGCGUCAUCUUCUCACUAGAUGAGGAGAGCCUGAAAGAGGGCUUAUCCAGGUAG